AUGACUAGCGUGGCAAGUAUUUCGCGCCGUUGGCUCUGAGGAAACCGAAAUUGUUUUGAUCUUCACCUUAGACUUUUCGCGCGUUAGCCUUUUCAUCGCAGCAUUCCUUCAAAUAUAUAAGCUUAAGAUUAGAUACUUGGUCGAACUCUACAAGGACAGCUUGAAUGUUUAAUGAGUUCAGUAUGUACUCAAGUUUACCAGAUUUAAGCUUACAGCAAUUCGACGAAGAUGGUAUACCUUAUGGUCAAGCAAUAGAAUGGAAAACACCAAGACUACAGUCUAUUAACACACCACCCAGAAGAGGAUCUGAUGGCUUGGUUAGUAGAAACCUCAUGCAAGAUCAGUUAUUCAGUGAGCCAUCAUCACCCAAGUUUUCUGCAGGUGAGCCAUCUUAUCACACAAAAACGUAUUCCAAGCUAAAGGCAGAACGAAAAGCAUCCAAGUUAUCCAAAGAGAGAUACCAAGAAAACAGUAAUAGUGCAACUAGUCUCUCAAUACAACCACAGCAUGUAAUUGAAGAUAGCCCUUUGAGGAAAUGGUCGUCWUAUUCAGGACUUUCUAAUGAUAUCAUUGAUGGACUAAAGWSUGACAGAAGUGCAACAUCCAAUAGCUACCAUGCGUCAAUUGAGAACCUGGCAUAUUCAGGACCAUCAGUCGGUGGUUAUAUCACCUCACAGACGAUUCCUCGUCUUGACCAAGGUACUGGUUCAGGUUCAUCUAUUGCAUAUGUUGCUCCUCUAAGACAAGACCUGACAUCCAAUGAUGGAUAUACCACACCAAAGAGUUCACGAUCUAGAACACCAUCAAGUACAACCAGUACUGAUGAUGCUGAUAAAUGGGAUNUUUCAUUUCAAUGA
Molecule: messenger RNA, 857 nt
Organism: Exaiptasia diaphana
Lineage: Eukaryota; Metazoa; Cnidaria; Anthozoa; Actiniaria; Aiptasiidae
Exons: 5
Coding region: 165-857 (230 amino acids)
Source: RefSeq, a predicted model, not a curated record